This is a messenger RNA of Rotaria sp. Silwood2, 278 nucleotides long. NCBI's taxonomy places the organism in Eukaryota, Metazoa, Rotifera, Eurotatoria, Philodinida, Philodinidae. The record is from the annotation of a GenBank genome assembly.
GUCUAAUGUCACUGAAUGAAAAUGAAGAAGAUCAAGAAAUAAAUUAUGAUCCACGUGAAAUAGCUGCUUGUAAAUGGAUGUCACUUGAUGAAUGGGCUAAUUCACCAGAGAAACAUCCUGUAACUAUUACAUUACAUGUUGCACGUUUAGCUGUUGAUGUACUUGAUGGUCGUGAACAAUUACUUGAACCUAAUCGAAUAGAAGUUGAAUCAAAAAAUCCGGAUAGACCAUCAUGGGAUAUAAUGCUGUAUGGCAAAAAAUAUAAUGAUAAAAAAUAA